This is a messenger RNA of Rhodamnia argentea, 1132 nucleotides long. RefSeq names its product 50S ribosomal protein L15, chloroplastic. The record is from RefSeq and is a predicted model, not a curated record. Gene Ontology annotation, biological process: translation. The transcript is spliced from 4 exons. Bases 85 to 903 code for a protein of 272 amino acids. Lineage: Eukaryota; Viridiplantae; Streptophyta; Magnoliopsida; Myrtales; Myrtaceae. Gene Ontology annotation, cellular component: ribosome; cytosolic large ribosomal subunit. Gene Ontology annotation, molecular function: structural constituent of ribosome.
GUUUCCUCUCUCUCUCUUAUCCGUAGAAAAACAUGGUCCGAUAGCAGAGCAAAGUGCUAGCACCCAUCUUCAACUCCCUCGCCAAUGGCGUCUCUUCUCUCUCUUCCUUCGACUUCCUUAACAACGAGGCUCGCCGUCGCCUCCAAUCAUCCUCCUUCCUCAUUCAAGGGCGACUCAAGCAACUUGAGAGCGAGACCGUGCUUGUUCCCUCCUCUGAAGCUUCAGCUGAAGAGCAAACUAUUGCAAAAGCAUCCGCUCGUCGUCAGCAGCAAGGCUUCUUCGUCGCCGGCGGCCGAACCGUCGUCCUCCCCCGUCCGAUUCAGGCUGGAUAACCUGGGACCCCAGCCUGGAUCGAGGAAGAAGGCCAAGAGAAAGGGAAGGGGAAUAUCGGCGGGUCAAGGAGCGAGCUGUGGGUUCGGGAUGAGGGGUCAGAAGUCCCGGUCUGGACCGGGCGUCAUGAAGGGCUUUGAGGGUGGACAAAUGCCGCUCUACAGGCGUAUCCCUAAAUUGCGUGGCAUUGCGGGAGGCAUGCAUGCGGGAUUACCUAAGUAUGUUCCUGUCAACCUAAAGCACAUCAAAGCAGCCGGAUUUCAAGAAGGGGAUGAGGUGUCUCUAGAGACUUUAAAGAGUAAGGGUCUGAUUAACCCAUCUGGAAGAGAAAGGAAACUCCCUUUGAAGUUUCAGAUUUUAGGAGAUGGGGAACUGAGUGUCAAGUUAAAUGUAAAGGCCCGUGCCUUUUCAGCAGCAGCGAAAGAGAAGCUCGAGGCUGCUGGCUGUUCCCUCACUGUCCUGCCUGGCCGAAAGAAGUGGGUUAAGCCUUCUGUUGCCAAGAACUUGGCACGUGCCGAAGAGUACUUUGCCAAGAAAAGGGCUGCAUCUGCUGCACCGGAACCUUCUUCGUGAGCCAUUUCAAACUUUCGAGGUGUUCAUUUUUUGGCCCCCCUCUCCUCUAUGUCUAGUUUCCCUUCGGGCUCUUAUGUUUAAGUUGCAUCUCUUACAGCAUUCCUGAUUCAUUCCCAUUAGCUUAGUUCAGCACUGGAAAGGUGCUAAUUAAGGUUAGUGUCCUGUAGAUUGUUUGACGAUUCUUUCCAUAGCGGAAGACGUAUGCUGAAACUCCCAGCUUCUUUCCUCU